UUCAGACCCAGCAACGGCGGCUGGUUGCUUAGCAACGCCGAAGAAGCCGUCCUAGGAGCAGGUGUGAUGGCGGUGCCCAGCGGUCUGGUGCCCUCCCGCUUCCUGACGCUGACAGCCCAUCUCGCCAUCGUCAUCACCAUCUUCUGGUCACGGGAGAAUAAUGUCCUGGCCUGUCUGCCGCUGGAUUACACUCCGGACCAGUUCAAGGCCGCGGAUACAGAGUUGAUCGUGGCGCUGUCGGUGACGUUGGGGAUGUUCGUCAUUGAGUUUGCCGGAUUCUUCUCCGGGGUUUCCAUGUUCAGUAACGCGCAGAGCCUCCUGUCCCUGGCCGCGCACUGCUCCGCAUCGGUCAGCCUGGCCCUGUUUGUCACCCAGAAGUGGGAGUGCACCUCCUAUUGGUAUAUCUUUGGUUUCUGCAGUGCGCUCCCGGCCUUCACAGAGAUCAUCAUCUUCAUCGCUGUGUUCGGACUGAAGCAGAAGCCCCUGUGAUGUCAGCCCCGUACACGCGUAAAGACGGACAAUCACCUGUGGCGCCAUUUAUAGACGCGACCGUCUCCUCCGGCUGCUGAAAAUGAUCUAAAGCCGGCGGUGACACCUAGUGGAGUGUGAGGGAACUUCACCCUGUUAGAUAAGGUCCAGUUAUGGAGGAACAUGUCACUUAAAGGGGUAUUCUGGUUUCGUAACGUUAUUCCCUUAUCCACAGGAUAGGGGAUAACUAUCAGAUCAAGAGAUUGGGGGCCCCGUGCCCCGUGGAGCCCCCGAAACAGCCGCUCCAUUCAUCUCUAUGGCAGUUGUAGCUUGGCUAGUGCUGCACUCCCAUAGAAAUGAUUGGAAUGCGCUGCUCGACCGGCCACUCCAUUCAUAUCGGGGGGAGGGGGCUCAGCGGGGUUCGGGACCCCACCGAUCUAAUAGCUAUAACUUUACAUAACUCAGGUGUAGAUCAGGGAUCCUGACCUCCCCUGUAAUAGAAGCAAAUGACAUGGUUAUAUGGAGGACCCCAGACCUAGCUGGUCACGGGACCCUCCACAAUCACCUGCGGAUACAGACCACCCAUCGAAAGCUGCUAGGUCUUCCUGGUUGCUGUUUAUGGCGGCCCACCAUCUUGACACACACCUUAAAGGGCGUAACCAGACUUCCCCUUUAAGUGACGUGUUCCUUCAUGAGUAGUCCCUGGACAUUUACCAUUAGAGACUGUCCGCCGAGGUAUGAGGCACCAAGCAGGCGCCCCCGUAAUAUUACACUACCCGAAAGCUGGGUCUGAUGUGUCGGGGGAAAUCCUGACUUUGCGAGGGUGGAACAAGCUCGGUUCUUAAACUAUAGCUUGGAAAUCAGUGGAGUGCUGCUGUGGGGCAACUACAACUUCCAGCAUGUUCCCACUGCCGCAUGCUGGGAGUUGCAGUCUCACAGUUGGAGGUGGCUGCUGUAGGUUGAAGCUAGGCCUCUACUGUGCAGAUGUCUCCAGGGCGGACAUGGCGUUCACAGGGCUAAGAUUUACACCGUUUUCUACUUUUUCUAUGCAACAUGUUGCUUGUACUUUUUUUUUUUUUGUAUAUUUUUGCUACUGAUGACAUAAAUCACUGGGGUUUUACUAUAUUUUCUUA
This is a messenger RNA of Bufo gargarizans (Asiatic toad), 1601 nucleotides long. RefSeq names its product transmembrane protein 107 (gene TMEM107). Bases 67 to 489 code for a protein of 140 amino acids. The transcript is spliced from 6 exons. Gene Ontology annotation, cellular component: MKS complex. NCBI's taxonomy places the organism in Eukaryota, Metazoa, Chordata, Amphibia, Anura, Bufonidae. The record is from RefSeq and is a predicted model, not a curated record. Gene Ontology annotation, biological process: protein localization to ciliary transition zone; non-motile cilium assembly.